Messenger RNA from Bombyx mandarina (wild silkworm), 261 nucleotides. Its product is annotated as MICOS complex subunit Mic10. Gene Ontology annotation, cellular component: MICOS complex; mitochondrial inner membrane; mitochondrion. Lineage: Eukaryota; Metazoa; Arthropoda; Insecta; Lepidoptera; Bombycidae. The record is from RefSeq and is a predicted model, not a curated record.
AUGCGAGAAAUGAGUAAAACCGACAAACGUGACUUUGAAGAUCGGUACUCUGCAUGUUUCGUUGAUUUCGGAUUGAAAACAGUGACAGGGCUCUUAAUAGGCAGCAUGAUGGGUAGUUUCUUCUUGAGAGGCUACAAGAAAUGGCCAAUGUACAUCGGCGGCGGUCUCGGUUUCGGGAUGGCGUAUUCUAAUUGCGAGAACAGCCUCAACGACUAUUUAUUGGCAAUGAAUCCCAAGCCUUGUUCUAUCAAGUUAGUAUGA